ACUUGUGCUGGAGAAAGUAUUGGAGUCCAAACUGAAGAGAGGAGAAGUUUGAGAUUUUGUGCAAAGACUUGCCUUGCUCCUUGAAGACAGCAACUCGGGAAAAAUUAGCGCAUAUAUUUUAAAUUGAACAUCUGAGCAGUUUUUGCGCGGUGCACGGCGCAAAGCCUGUAAUUAAUGUUUUUUAAAUAGAUAGCAACACUCUUGGAUAAAGACUCUUGGCUUUAGCUUUAAAAAUCGGAUUAUCUGACUGAGGCAUUGUGCUCAUUAGACCAGUCUACUUUUCCCCCCCUCUUCUUCGCAUUUGAGGUUUUAUGAACUGAAGAGAACACCAACAAUGUUUCUGAGUUUUUGCCUCUUGGUGACAUUUAUCUUGGGGCUGUCCGGAUGCUUGGGCUCAUACGUGCCGUGCGAGCCUUGUGACCAGAAGGCGCUGUCCAUGUGCCCGCCGGUCCCGGUAGGUUGCCAGCUGGUCAAGGAGCCGGGCUGCGGCUGCUGCCUCACAUGCGCUCUGUCUGAGGGACAGGCGUGCGGCGUUUACACCGGGACGUGCGUCCAGGGCCUCCGCUGCCUGCCAAGGAGCGGGGAGGAGAAACCUCUGCAUGCCCUUCUCCACGGCAGGGGAGUGUGCACCAACGAGAAAGGAUACAAACCUGCCCACCCGCCCAUAGAUCAUGAGUCUCGAGAACAUGAGGACCCCAUAACCACAGAGAUUACAGAGGAGCUGCAGCCAGCCAAAGUGCCACUCCUUCCCAAAGACAUUGUGAACAGUAAAAAGGUCCAUGCCCUUCGCAAGGAGCAUAAGAGGAAGCUCGGAAAGCUGCGCUCCAUGGGAUCCCCCAUGGACUACUCCCCCCUGCCCAUUGACAAGCAUGAGCCUGAGUUUGGACCAUGCAGGAGGAAACUGGACGGGAUCAUCCACGGAAUGAAGGAUACUUCACGUGUCAUGGCUCUGUCUUUGUACCUUCCCAACUGUGACAGGAAAGGAUUCUUCAAGCGCAAGCAGUGCAAGCCAUCACGCGGCCGCAAACGAGGAAUCUGCUGGUGUGUGGACAAGUACGGCGUUCAGCUCCCCGGCACAGACUACAGCGGAGGGGACAUUCAGUGUAAAGACCUUGAGAGCAGCAACAACAACAACGAGUGAACGGGGGAAGGACCAUCCCUCGACCCCUACCCCUCCUCCCAUAAUCACCACGUGACCCAGGGCCCACGCCUCCUCUCUUGAACCACACCUGAAUGCUCCGCCCUCUGUACACUUCAAGAGUUUUGUUUUUUUCAAACUGAAAAAAAGGAAGAAAAAAAAAUAAUAACGAAAGGACAGGCUGAAAAGAGACACCUGUAACUUUAUUUUCUUUUUCUUUUUCUGUUGUUGACCAAGCACUCAUCUCAGAAUGAGGGUUAAAGUCCCAGAAGAUUUGCUAGAUCCCUGUGACUGUCGCUCAUGGGACCCCUUGUAUGAGGCGGGACCGCUGGCUGCAGAUCCAUGAAAAUAUAUGCACUCAAUGGAUAUAUUUUUAUAGAAACUGGGGGUUUCAACACAACUCUUUUUAUGAUGUAAAGUUAACAAAAAAUCAUUGUGAAGACAAAAACGUAUCAGGCACAUUGGUUGAAAACAGAUCAGAACAUGAUGCCACUGUGGAACUGACGAUUGGCGGAGUAAUUUGGUUUUUUGUCUGUUUUCCAAAAGAAAAAAAAGAAACAAUAGAUAGGGAAAUGCUGUAACAGUGGACUCUAUCUGGAUAUGUGGUUCUGUCAGAGCACUUAUGAAUAGGGGAACCUGUUUAGAAACUUCACAAAACGACGCGUGCAUGAAUGUGUGUAUGUGUACAGUUUGAGUGUGUGUUAUGUAUCAGCCGGUGUUGGUGUACGGUGGAGUGAGCCUAUUACAAAAACGAAUGUCCUUUUUUUCUUUCUCUUUUGUUUGAUUUUGUCACAACAAGUAUUGCUAGCGCUUGAAGUGGUCUUAGGGCUGGCCUUCUCUAUAACCGAUGUAAAGUAUGUCUCGGGACACAGAGAGAGUGUUUGGAAACAAAAGAGUAAAGCAGAUCGUCACAGAUGAACCUAUGUAAGUGGCUCUUCGACAAUGAAGCUAGCCUGUUAUGCCAACUGUGCCUAUUUAAACAGACACUGCCAUGCAGGGCGACACAGAGCUUAGAGAGCGCUGACUCUACCGGUGAAAUAAAGUGUUUUCAGCUUAACUGAUGGGACUCAAGAUGGACUUUUUCGAGUUGAGUGCAUAAUCAAAAAACUUGCCAGUCAGGCCAGUUGCUUCUCUGAUUCAGUUGUGUGAAGUGUAGUUUUGUAUGGUUUUGUUUGUGCUGUUUUCUUUGCCUUCAGUGAAGUAAAGACUGCCCACUUUUGAGCCAUGUUCCUUGAUCAAGUGGUUUCCCCUCAGUACUGCUACUACAGUGUAACCAUGGUGUAUUACAUUACUUUUAAAUAUAGUUAUUGAAUGUUGUUUUCCUGUAGAAACAUAGUAUGACAACAAUGUAAUUGUGCUUGGAACAAAAAAAAAAGAUUUUAGCCUGUAAAGAAUUUGAAUAGGUCCUUGUAGCCUGUCAGGACAAUGACCCCCGAGUCAUUUGACGACAGGGCAGUCAAAGAAGCUAACCCUCUGAACCCUUCUGCUUGCAUGCCCCCUUGCAAAGGUUAUCUACCUACAUCUAAUGGUGGGUGUGAUCACAACAAAAAGGUUACAGGUUAUAACAGGGUCAUUUAACGUGAGUUUUCUCUCUGUGUGCAAGUCACAGUGCCUUCCUACAUGCAAAUACAUUUAAAUAGUGACGUGAAAGUGACAUAGAUAUCCUUCGGGGCAAUUUCCUUUCUCAGACAGCCCUAGCUGGAUUGAGGGGUGUAGGUUUAGUUCUUAUUAAAAGAAGAACAUUGAAUGUGGUAGAUCUUGUGUCAGCAAUGAAUUGCAAAAGCAUUUAUUAUCUCUGCCUGUACCUUGGGGCAAUUCUGGACAAGACUGAUGUUUGGGGAACUCCCUCUUCUCUUUCUUUGAACAACCAAUAAGCUAAGACUCUUGCUUUUUCAUGUGAAUGCCAAUGUAUAUGAUUGCCAGAGAGGGGAGGCCUAAAGGAUGGUUGGAGGUCAAUCAAGCAUUUCCUUUGCUGCAACAAAAAGAGAAAUCACAUCCUCAACGGCCUCUAGUUGUGAAUACAUUUCUCCUUGCCCCAUUUCCAACACUAAAAUCCCCACUACCACUUUCGAAAAAAAAAGCAGCUUGCACUUAUUUCAGUUACUCACUAUUGAUAUUGACACACAACGACGUCCUACGAUGUGGUAUCAUGAAGUUAGUGGAACAAAAAAAAUGAAAAAAAAAAAAAAAACAGCCACAAAAGCUAAAUGUUGUGUUAUCUUGUGCUUACCUUUCAAAGGUGGUGCUUUGAGGUAAUAUUUGUCGACAGGGGCUGUGCAGCCCAUGCCUGGGACCUCCAUUACAGCAACAUCUUUUAGGGACAAAAUAGAUCAGAGUUAACACACAGGUAGAGAUGUUCUUAUGGCCAAUUGCACAGAAAUGAAAGUUAAGGUAGAAAGGGAGGAAAUGUAUGGAGGAGAGAGGAGAAGAGGAAGAGCAAGCGCCAUGGGCAGUGGUCAUAAUCAGGGCCUAGCCACUACCCCGACAUGGGGUCACCAUAUGCAUGAUGUUAGAUACAGCUAGCAAGACAGUUACAAGGAGUCAUGGGAACCUGGGGAUGUAACACUCGGUACGUUUACAUGCUGAAUGUAAUUGUUGUAUUAGUCUGACAAAAAACUGGACUUCUAGAAUGUAUUUGGCAAACAAAAUCAAACUUUCCUUAAAUUCAGAAUGACACAGCUGCAGUCAAAUAAAUUUAGGCCCGCACGGUGGCUUCAAAGCAAGACAGUUCCAUGUCAGACAGGUCCUGUCUGCGUGGAGUUUGCAUGUUUUCCCUGUCCAUGCAUGGGUGGGUUCUCCGGCUAUCCAAAGGCAAGCUUGUAAGGCUGAUUGGUGAUGCUAAAUUGCCCGUAGAUGUGAGUGUAAAUGUGCCUGCUUGUUUGUCUGCAACUCAGCUGACUGGCCUCCGACUCCCACCCAAUAACAGCAGGGAUUGCUUCAGACCCCCACAUCCUCAAACAGGAUAAGGGGUGUGCUCAGGAGCGAGGGGAUGGGAAGGGUCAGUGACUUGUUAUGGGAAUGGCAGCUGCAUUUGUACAGGCACCUGGGAUGCUUUCCUGGGCCUGAUCCAGCUCAACAUAUACUGGGUGCCCAAGACCCACUGGGCUGGUCCAGGUGCCAGAGGUGACUGCAUUCAUUGUGACGGGGGCAGCUGGAGGAUGCCUAGAGAGAUGGGGCAGGCCUGGACGAUGGCCAUCAGAAGGCCAGAACAGUACAAGACCAAGGUUGUCACGGCGAAGUGGCAAACUGGCAUAUUCUCCCAUACCUGACAUGGUGGUGGCUGCAGAGCAAGACAGUUCCUGGUUCAAAUCCUCGUCCAACAGGGGCUUUAUGUGUGGAGUUUGUAUCAUGCAUACAUGGUUGAGUUCUUUUGGAGUUCUCUGGCUUCCUCCCACAACCCCAAAGAAAAGUUCAUUAGCUGAUUGGUAUUGCUCAAUUGCCCGUAGAUAUGAGUGUAAAUGUGUCUGGUGCUGACUGGCCACCUGUCCAGGUUGUACCCUGCUUCUCGCCCAGUGACAGAUAGGAUUGGCUGUUAAUUCAAUUCCAUUCAAUUCAACUGAGCAACUUCAUUAGAUUAAGUUGAGUUGAAUUGCUUUCUAACUUUUUGGCAUGGUCAAGUGGAAGUAGGCCAAACAGUAAGAAGUUGAAAAAAGGAAAUUUGUCAGUUUUCUCCCAGUUCUGAAACAAAGAAAAUAGUCCAGUUAAGAGCCUGACAAAGCUAUAGCAUCACUUGACUUACCUGUGCAUGUAAACGUACUGACUAGUACCAGCAGUAGAGUAUCGAGAGUUUUUACUCUUGAGUCCAAAAUCAUUGAAACUUUGAAUACUUGGGAAUUCAUCAAAUCGAUGUGUGAAUAUGUUAUCAUUCUAGGUAUUUAGUUCUGUUUUUUGGCUGACAUGCUGAAGUUCAGCCUCUUCCCCAGGUGUACCAUCUCCUACUUGGUUAAAACUCAUAUUCACAUUACAUACUUCAGUAGUACAGUAACGACAGUACAGCUAUCUUUGAGUACAUAAUACUUUCUGGAUGUAAUGAGACAAUAAAAUUGGUUUGCAUAAUUUGGUGUUCACUGGCUUGUGAAAUAGACCCAUCGGUGGCAGGAGGAUAGUGGGAAAUAAAAUGGUCAGUAUUUGGAACUACAUAAAACAAAUAAGAAAAAAGACAAAAAAUCUCAAAUUAUUAAAGUGAAUAUCACUGUGUAAUAUUUAUUCAACUUGUAAUUUAUGUACUCUUUUAACCUUUGUCUUUUUUUGUUAUGACAAAGCAUUUAUUUAAAUAAAGUUAUGUAUUCAUUUAAGCACUCUGGCCAGGUUUUUAUUUCUAGCAUUGCUUUUUGAAAAGGAGUGAGUAGCCACUAAAUUGGCUUGAAAAGAACAGUUUGAAGUGGAAUCAUCCUGAUAGUAAGCGCUGACUAAUCUCCGAGGCACGAGCUGAUAAACCUCUUAGACAUAAGUCUGAGACACCCAGGCUAGCCCACAAGGAUCUCAUGCAGCAUGCAGGAUGUGACUUUAUAAAGCCUCACCCGAGGGCAAGUCACCUGGUUUUCAACACCGUAGUCAGAAAAGAUUGCACAGGAACAAGGAAGUCAUUUACCACAAGUUUGAACUUCAAGAGGGUUUUACAUCUAGCAGGACCAGCUCACUAUUCAAAUGACUGGGAAGAGGAGAUUUAUAGCCUGGAGGAGGCUUCAUCAUGCUAUGGAAACCCUACCUUUAUAAGUGCUUAAAGGCAGAACGGACUCCUCUGAGAAGCACCCUAACACAAAGACAUGUAAAGGCUGCUAAUUCAAGUGCAUUCAGAAGUAUAAGGUAUAAGAAGAAUGCAAUAUAAAUGUAGCUACCAUAUGCUAUGGAUCCCACAAGCAGCAGUGGUAUGUUUUCAUUACCAAAGUGGUACUCUGGUUUAUAUUUGAGUAUUUGCCAGUACAAUUACAAUACAAUCCACCUCACAUCAUAAUCAAUUUAGAAGGUGUACUUUAAUGACAAUUGUACAUGUGACAUCAAUGCUGGCAUUAUUUUUACCCUAAGUUCAAUGAUGGAAAUUUAGCUAAUCCAAAAAUAAGCUGCUCAGCUUGUUUUUAGGCUAAUGUUAGCUGACGUCUUGUCAGUGGUAUAAUGUAGCAACAAUGGGCCCCAGUGCAGGCUGCUAUGAUGGGCUCCUUAGUUUGGAAGCAUGCAUGCACACACAAAUGCUCAAUGUGCAACUGCUCUUCCUGGGGUCCACAAAGGCAAACACUAAAAAUUCAUGUUGAUUACAAUGAUAAAAGUCCAAACAGGAUGAACACACAUGUUAAAAUCAAUAUUUAAACAUGAAUAAUGAUGACAAUACAGCUACAAUAGACAUCACAUAAACCUACAGGCAAUCAAAAAGCUAACCUCUCAUUGGCUUAUAUUACAUGUUGAAUAUUGUUUCCUUUUACUGCAAUGAGUACAGUAACUACACAUGAUACACAAAAGAUAACCAAAAGAUUCUAAAACUAUAAUCAAAUAUUUCCAGUUUGAUUGAGCCUAUUUGGGGAGACCACUAGUUAACUUUGUGAUGUCUGAUGGAAGAUUAUUCCACAUUUUCAUACCUCUAAACAUGAAUGUAUGCUGUCCUGAGUUAUAUACAUAUAUAUACAUACCAUAUAAAUAUGGUACCAAGCUAAUGUUUAUUUGAUUGGGUGGGCUUCAAUAGUUUUUAUUGUAUAUGCAGAAUUAUGCCCUAUUCACACAGGAUUGGUAUUACCUAGGGACCUCUGGUCAUUUUUAAUAAUCCUGCAGGACGUCUGUGUUUGUAUGCAAAUCAACCACGACUGUAAUUUGCAUAGUAAAUGUUCCAGAACAAAUUACCGAUCAUAUUUCAGAGGUGGACAGAGAUGUACAGGUAAUACUAAUCCCAUGUAAAUCUGCAUCUCUGUAAUUCAAGGUUGUAAUUAUGUUUCUUGUAUUUUUUUUUAAAUCUAUGUGCUUUUCAUGUGACUUUUUCUAGUCAGCCUAUGUGUAAAAAUGUCUUUUAAGCUGUGCUUUCUUCAUAUGCCCACUGCUUCUGCUCUGCUUCCUGCAGUUUCUCUUUGCAAGUGUCUGAUCUUAUAUCAGUCAUUUAGCCGUUCAUUUCAUGUAUAACACAAUUUACGAUUUGAAAUGUGACACUCAACAUUCAGAGGUUAAGCUGUAAAAGCUAAUCUGUGCAAGGAGGGUUGUUGUGCAUGCAUAAUGGUACCAAAUUUAGAGCGCAGAAAAACAUCAACAGCAUCAAUGGAAUAAAACUGUUACAAGUACCAGGAGGGGUUCAUAUUUAACAAUAGACGCCUCCCUUUCACUUACAUUAACAGGAGGGAUGCACAACUCUGUUUCCUCCUCAGCUGCAGAUACGCACAGGUGACUUACACAACCUUGAUGCACAAUGGGAGAGUAAGAGGAGAUAUUUCACUAGUUUAUUAGUCAUGGGCAGCUUGCUACAGAUCUAAAGAAUGUUAAAAUAUAUGUAUAGAGUGAUAGGGAAAAAUACUUAAGCGCAUGGUGUCUGUUGUAAACUCUGGUUAUUAACAGUAUGCAUUGGACAAAUAAAGGAAAGGUGGGAUUGCAAUAUGGUUGGAGAUUCACAUUCCUUUUUUGGCGCAGAAAGGAAAAAUCAUAUUUUACUAUUCAACCCCAACAACUAUUGAAAACAACUGCCCAGUGCAUUAAAUAAACAUUGCAUUCAUUACAUUGAACUUUUGCUUGAGAGGACAAAGAUAACCUCAGUAAAUAAGAAAUGCAGCUUUUAGAUUAUGAUUUCAUUUAUUAAAUGAAAAAAGCCUGCCAAAGCUGCCUGGCCCUGGCCAAACCCAUAACUGAUUGUGCCACCUUAGGCAGCAACAGCUGCAAGCAAGCAUGUGGAGGACUUUUGGCCCACCUCACAUUAGGGGGUGUUUUAGCAUAAACAGCUUGUUUAAGGUCAGGUAACAGCAUCUCUAUCAGAUUUAAGUCCAGACUGUUGUCUGGUCAGUACACAGAAUAUUUUCCCAAAAGUUUUGAAGAUUAUCAAGAUGUUAUUGGUCAAAAAUGAGACAAGCCUUUGUGUCCUUUUGUUCAGCAGUGGUUUGGGCCUUGGAACGCUCGGGUAGAUGCCAUUUUUGACCAGUCUCUUUCUUAUUGUUGAAUCAUGAACACUGACAACUGGACGUAUUGCAGGUCUUUGGAUGUUGUUCUGGGUUCUUUGGUG
Molecule: messenger RNA, 8321 nt
Organism: Cheilinus undulatus (humphead wrasse)
Lineage: Eukaryota; Metazoa; Chordata; Actinopteri; Labriformes; Labridae
Gene: igfbp5b
Product: insulin-like growth factor binding protein 5b
Exons: 4
Coding region: 335-1141 (268 amino acids)
Biological process (GO): regulation of insulin-like growth factor receptor signaling pathway
Cellular component (GO): extracellular region
Molecular function (GO): fibronectin binding; insulin-like growth factor I binding; insulin-like growth factor II binding
Source: RefSeq, a predicted model, not a curated record